AAAGGAUGCCAGUCAGAGCCUUCUGGACAACUGAGAAUCAGGAGGAGCAUUAAAAAGGAAAGCACAUCAAGCCAGGAAUCAAAAUUUUUCCACUUCCUGCAGAAAAGCACAAAACCCUUCUCUUUCCCCAGCAGGUGACAGACAAGGGAGAGAAAAACAGGAAGAGAGUUUUCAACUGUAAAAGAUGGAGUAUGUUGAACUCAAGGGAACCUUACCUGAAAAGGUCAAGGGGGAGAAUUUCCAAUUUCAGAAAAAGAGAGAACUAUGUGGGAGAAGCAGAGAUUGUAGAUCACGGCUGAUUAUUCAGGAGAGAAUCCACACCAGAGAAAAGCCAUACAAAUGCUCCAAAUGUGGCAAAAGCUUUACUUGCAAGACCUCCCUGGUGAUUCAUCGAAGGACCCACACUGGAGAGAAGCUAAAGCAGUGCUCCAAAUGUGGCAAAAGCUUUAGCAGGCACGCCAGCCUGGUGCAUCACAGGAGGACUCACACAGGAGAUAAACCGUAUGAGUGUCUGGAUUGUGGGAAAAGUUUCAGUUGGAAUUCCAACCUGGUGAUUCACCAGAGGACUCACACAGGAGAGAAACCAUAUGAGUGCCCGGAUUGUGGGAAAAGUUUCAGUGUCAAAUCCAGCCUGCUGGUACACCAGACGACUCAUACUGGAGAGAAACCGUAUGAGUGUCCGGAUUGUGGGAAAAGUUUCAGUCGGAAUUCCCACCUGGUGAGACACCAGAGGACUCACACAGGAGAGAAACCGCAUGAGUGUCUGGAUUGUGGGAAAAGUUUCAGUCGGAAUUCCCACCUGGUGAGACACCAGAGGACUCACACAGGAGAGAAACCGCAUGAGUGUCUGGAUUGUGGGAAAAGUUUCAGUCGGAAUUCCCAGCUGGUGAGACACCAGAGGACUCACACAGGAGAGAAACCAUAUGAGUGUCCGGAUUGUGGGAAGCGUUUCAAUCAGAAUUCCAACCUAGUGAUACACCAUAGGACUCACACAAGAGAGAAACCAUCUGAGUGUCCGGAUUGUGGGAAGCGUUUCAGUCAGAAUUCACAGCUGGUGAUGCACCAGAGGACUCACACAGGAGAAAAACCAUAUGAGUGCCCGGAUUGUGGGAAAAGUUUCAGUGUCAAAUCCAGCCUGCUGGUACACCAGACGACUCAUACUGGAGAGAAACCGUAUGAGUGUCCGGAUUGUGGGAAAAGUUUCAGUCGGAAUUCCCACCUGGUGCGACACCAGAGGACUCACACAGGAGAGAAACCGCAUGAGUGUCUGGAUUGUGGGAAAAGUUUCAGUCGGAAUUCCCAGCUGGUGAGACACCAGAGGACUCACACAGGAGAGAAACCAUAUGAGUGUCCGGAUUGUGGGAAGCGCUUCAAUCAGAAUUCCAACCUAGUGAUACACCAUAGGACUCACACAAGAGAGAAACCAUCUGAGUGUCCGGAUUGUGGGAAGCGUUUCAGUCAGAAUUCACAGCUGGUUAUGCACCAGAGGACUCACACAGGAGAGAAACCAUAUGAGUGCCUGGAUUGUGGGAAACGUUUCAGUCAGAAUUCCCACCUGGUGAUACACCAGAGGACUCACACAGGAGAGAAACCAUAUGAGUGUCUGUAUUGUGGGAAAAGUUUCAGUCAAAAUUCCCAGCUGGUGAUUCACCAGAGGACUCACACAGGAAUGAAACCGUAUGAGUGUCCGGAUUGUGGGAAAAGUUUCAGUCAGAAUUCGCAGCUAGUGAUGCACCAGAGGACUCACACAGGAGAGAAACCGUAUAAGUGUCUGGAUUGUGGGAAAAGCUGCAGCAAGAAUUCCCAGCUGGUGAUGCACCAGAGGACUCACACAGGAGAGAAACCGUAUAAGUGUCUGGAUUGUGGGAAAAGCUUCAGCCAGAAUUCCCAGCUGGUGAUGCACCAGAGGACUCACACAGGAGAGAAACCUUAUGAGUGUCCAGAUUGUGGGAAAGGUUUCAUUCGGAAUUCCAACAUGGUAAGCCACCAGAGGACUCACACAGGAGACAAACCAUAUGAGUGUCCAGAUUGUGGGAAAAGUUUCAGUCGGAAUUCCCACCUGGUGCAUCACAGGAGGACUCACACAGGAGAUAAACCGUAUGAAUGUCUGGAUUGUGGGAAAAGUUUCAGUUGGAAUUCCAACCUGGUGAUUCACCAGAGGACUCACACAGGAGAGAAACCAUAUGAGUGCCCGGAUUGUGGGAAAAGUUUCAGUGUCAAAUCCAGCCUGCUGGUACACCAGACGACUCAUACUGGAGAGAAACCGUAUGAGUGUCCGGAUUGUGGGAAAAGUUUCAGUCGGAAUUCCCACCUGGUGAGACACCAGAGGACUCACACAGGAGAGAAACCGCAUGAGUGUCUGGAUUGUGGGAAAAGUUUCAGUCGGAAUUCCCAGCUGGUGAGACACCAGAGGACUCACACAGGAGAGAAACCAUAUGAGUGUCCGGAUUGUGGGAAGCGUUUCAAUCAGAAUUCCAACCUAGUGAUACACCAUAGGACUCACACAAGAGAGAAACCAUCUGAGUGUCCGGAUUGUGGGAAGCGUUUCAGUCAGAAUUCACAGCUGGUGAUGCACCAGAGGACUCACACAGGAGAAAAACCAUAUGAGUGCCCGGAUUGUGGGAAAAGUUUCAGUGUCAAAUCCAGCCUGCUGGUACACCAGACGACUCAUACUGGAGAGAAACCGUAUGAGUGUCCGGAUUGUGGGAAAAGUUUCAGUCGGAAUUCCCACCUGGUGAGACACCAGAGGACUCACACAGGAGAGAAACCGCAUGAGUGUCUGGAUUGUGGGAAAAGUUUCAGUCGGAAUUCCCAGCUGGUGAGACACCAGAGGACUCACACAGGAGAGAAACCAUAUGAGUGUCCGGAUUGUGGGAAGCGUUUCAAUCAGAAUUCCAACCUAGUGAUACACCAUAGGACUCACACAAGAGAGAAACCAUCUGAGUGUCCGGAUUGUGGGAAGCGUUUCAGUCAGAAUUCACAGCUGGUGAUGCACCAGAGGACUCACACAGGAGAGAAACCAUAUGAGUGCCUGGAUUGUGGGAAACGUUUCAGUCAGAAUUCCCACCUGGUGAUACACCAGAGGACUCACACAGGAGAGAAACCAUUUGAGUGUCUGGAUUGUGGGAAACGUUUCAGUCAGAAUUCCCACCUGGUGAUACACCAGAGGACUCACACAGGAGAGAAACCGCAUGAAUGUCUGGAUUGUGGGAAGUGUUUCAGUUGGAAUUCCCACCUGGUGAUACACCAGAGGACUCACACAGGAGAGAAACCAUAUGAGUGUCUGGAUUGUGGGAAAAGUUUCAUUCGGAAUUCCCACCUGGUGAUACACCAGAGGACUCACACAGGAGAGAAACCAUAUGAGUGUGCGGAUUGUGGGAAAAGUUUCAUUCAGAAUUCCAACCUGGUGAUACACCAGAGGACUCACACAGGAGAGAAACCAUAUGAGUGUCCAGAUUGUGGGAAAGAUUUCAGACUUAGGUCUAGCCUUAUAAAUCAUGUAGGUUUACAUAUAGGAGAGAAACCGUUCAAAUGCCCAGACUGUGGAUGGUGGUUCACAAACAAUUCCUCCCUCAGCAGACACAAGAAAAGGCACAUGAGGCAGAAGGUGAGGAAUGUAGAGAAGGCUUGAAUUUCACAUCUCACCUACCUUUGGGCAUCCCCCUGAAAAGGUAAGUAUUUAAUUUCUGGCCUGAUUCUUUGUAGUCAAAUAUGUCUCAGUAUUAGAGAUGGGGGGGAGAAAAGAAAUGGAAAAUAUUAGUUUGAGAAAGACUAACUAAACGUUUCUGGCUAUCAGCAGAAGUUCCCAGUAAGCUGCUGCAGGUCUUAAAAGAUACAAAAAAGAUAGGUGGACUCAGAUUUUAUGAGAGAAUCCGUUAGGGACAAGUGUGGCAGUAGUGUAAAGUUUCAGAUGUAGAGGCUCUUCUGCCUUGCAGUUGAACAGAGCUUCUUUUUAAGUUUUCCCUAAGAAUGCCUACAAGUAAAGGGUGGAAAUGAUUUGGAGCUGCUAAGUGGGAUUUUAGCUAUGCAGAGGAAUGAUCCUGAUUUUGCUGAGUUCAGAAGACACCAAAGAAUUCAAGGCUUGUUCAUUGCAGGAACCCAAUUCAGAGAUCAGGUUAUAAUCCCCUUUUCCCCCCUAGUAGAUCACUUUGCAUAUGAUCCCUCUGGAGGAGGAGACCCAACAGCCAGGACCGGGCCAGGGGUGGGGAGGAAGGAAGAGGCUCUUUUGGCCUUAGGCACAAGC
Messenger RNA from Candoia aspera, 4243 nucleotides. RefSeq names its product zinc finger protein 850-like. Gene Ontology annotation, cellular component: nucleus. The coding region runs from base 185 to 3631 and encodes 1148 amino acids. Gene Ontology annotation, biological process: negative regulation of transcription by RNA polymerase II. Gene Ontology annotation, molecular function: RNA polymerase II cis-regulatory region sequence-specific DNA binding; DNA-binding transcription repressor activity, RNA polymerase II-specific. The record is from RefSeq and is a predicted model, not a curated record. Lineage: Eukaryota; Metazoa; Chordata; Lepidosauria; Squamata; Candoiidae. The transcript is spliced from 2 exons.